AUGGCGCUACGACAAGUCUCUCCGGCGACUUCGGAGUGCGGCGACUUCGACGGAUCUUCACAAGUUCAACUCGAAUUGGACAAAAUCGAUCGGCACAUGAAAGCGUUUCGUGAAUUCCAGAAGCAAUCCGAGAAGGAUCGGGCAGAAGCAAAUCAAAAAUCCGCGAAAAUGGAGCAACAAAUGGAGGCGAUACUCGCAAUGCUCAACAAAUCCACCGAUCAGAAUCAUACACCACCGGCGACAACUCCGCCGUAUUCAGCUACACCGAUUCAGGUAUCCCCUCAUUUGGAACCAAAUCGAAAAAAUGACUCGCUAGGAUAUCGAUCUGGGAAUUUGAAUCUAGCGAAUAGAGAUACGUUGUUGAAGAAAGUCGAAUUGCCUAUUUUCUCUGGGAAACAACCGUAUGUGUGGAUCAUUGAAGCAGAGAGGUUUUUCCACAUCGGCGGCUACACAGAGGAAGAAAAACUGGAUUUGGUUGGUUUGAGUUUGGAAGGGAAGGUGAAGAAAUGGUACUAUUGGGAGUUACAGAGAAAUGGCUUCAGAAGUUGGUCAGCCUUCAAAGACAAAUUGAUAUUGCGAUUCUCAGAAUCGAUUGAGGAAGCGCCAGGAAAGCGUUUAUUCAGAUUGAAGCAGAACGGAUCAGUGGAUGACUACAUCACGGAGUUUGAGGAGCUGUCUUCAUUAGUUCCGGGGUUGAGUGAUGAGACUCUGUGCCAUAUCUUUUACAACGGACUAACAACAGAAAUGCAAGAAGUGAUUAAGAUGAAGGAGCCACAGCGCUUGGAACACCACAUUUCCGCAGUGUUGAGAAUGGAAUCCAGUGCGUUCUGCAAAGCAGUCAGUGAGAGUACAGGUUAUGACAGUGGUGCAAGAGGCAAGAAACGAAUGAAUUCACAGAGAGCCUUGAUACCGUUUGAAGGAAGAACAACAGUUAUACCUCCUCGUGCACAAGGCAAAGAGAAUGUUCAACCUACAGGACAACAGAGACCCAACAACGCUUAUCCGAUGCAGAGAUCAAAAAAAUAA
Molecule: messenger RNA, 1026 nt
Organism: Microthlaspi erraticum
Lineage: Eukaryota; Viridiplantae; Streptophyta; Magnoliopsida; Brassicales; Brassicaceae
Source: the annotation of a GenBank genome assembly